UCUCGUUUAGCCCAAGAGCGCUGUGCAGCUUCACCCGCGCAGAGUAGGCGCUCUGGUGCUUGCCGAGGACGCUCCACUCCUCGGGUGCACUGAUCUUUCCGAUCCUGCCAUUGGAGCAGCUAGACUGCCAGCCUUGGCUGCUCCAUCGGCCUGCCUGUCUCUUACCUGCGAUUGCACAUGAACUUUUCUUCCUUCUUCUGGCACACCGUUGUCGUCGGAGUCGUCGAGAUCGUCGUGGUGCUCGCGUGAUGGCCUUCGUCCGUUUAGAAUAGUGUAGUUAGUUAGGGGCCACCGAAGAAGAAAGAAGAUGCGAAUAGUGCAGAGAUGCUGGAGGUGGUCAGUUACUAUGCUAGAGUAAGAUAGUGGAGCAAGAGAAGCCAAACCUAUCCGGGGGCGCACGGUCGUCCGGAGGAGGUCGACUCGCCGGCGCUUGCUACCGCGCCGAGCUCCCUCCGUCCCUCCCUCCGCCGAGGCGCGAGAUUGCGGCGCGCAGCGCAGCGCAGCGCACUGACUGCCGCGGGCUCCGCUGGGCGAUUGCAGCCGAGUCCGUUUCUCGUCUAGCUGCCGCCGCGGCGACCGCUGCCUUGCCUUCCUCCCGGACGCUUGUGGGUUAUCAGCUAAUAUCCAUGAGCAUCUGUAGGCCAACCAUCACUGUCCUUCAAAAAUAAUUAAAGGAUGGCAUAAUGAAUUCGAUCUGUUAAUUUCUUCUCAAUUUUAAACUUUGGUUGCUUAAGACUAAAGCAAUCAUGGUGAACCUGAGGAAAGCGGUGCACUCGUUCCUUGUGCACCUAAUUGGCCUAUUGGUUUGGCAAUGUGAUAUUUCUGUGAGCCCAGUAGCAGCUAUAGUAACUGACAUUUUCAAUACCUCCGAUGGUGGACGCUUCAAAUUCCCAGACGGGGUACAAAACUGGCCAGCACUUUCAAUCGUCAUAAUAAUAAUCCUGACUAUAGGUGGCAACAUUCUCGUGAUCAUGGCAGUAAGCUUGGAAAAGAAACUGCACAAUGCCACCAAUUACUUCUUAAUGUCCCUAGCCAUUGCUGAUAUGCUGGUGGGACUACUUGUCAUGCCGCUGUCUCUGCUUGCAAUUCUUUAUGAUUAUGUCUGGCCACUACCUAGAUAUUUGUGCCCCGUCUGGAUUUCUUUAGAUGUUUUAUUUUCUACAGCGUCCAUCAUGCACCUCUGCGCUAUCUCGCUGGAUCGGUAUGUAGCAAUACGUAAUCCUAUUGAGCAUAGCCGUUUCAAUUCACGGACUAAGGCCAUCAUGAAGAUUGCUAUUGUUUGGGCAAUUUCUUUAGGUGUGUCAGUUCCUAUCCCAGUGAUUGGACUGAGAGAUGAGGACAAGGUGUUCGUCAACAACACCACCUGCGUGCUGAAUGACCCAAAUUUCGUUCUUAUCGGGUCCUUCGUAGCUUUCUUCAUACCGCUGACGAUCAUGGUGAUUACGUACUGUCUGACGAUCCACGUCCUUCGCCGACAAGCUCUGAUGCUACUGCACGGCCACACCGAGGAACCGCCGGGAAUAAGCCUGGAUUUCCUGAAGUGCUGCAAGAGGAAUGCCGCAGACGAGGAGAACUCUGCAAACCCUAAUCAGGAUUUGAACCCACGCCGAAGAAAGAAGAAAGAGAGACGGCCUAGGGGCACCAUGCAGGCUAUCAACAACGAACGGAAAGCCUCGAAAGUCCUUGGCAUCGUUUUCUUUGUGUUUCUGAUCAUGUGGUGCCCGUUCUUUAUUACUAAUAUUCUGUCGGUUCUUUGUGAGAAGGCUUGUAAUCAAAAGCUCAUGGAAAAGCUUCUGAAUGUGUUUGUUUGGAUUGGCUAUGUUUGUUCAGGAAUUAAUCCUCUGGUGUACACUCUUUUCAACAAAGUUUACCGAAGGGCUUUCUCCAACUAUUUGCGCUGCAAUUAUAAGGCAGAAAAAAAGCCUCCGGUCAGACAGAUCCCGAGAGUUGCUGCCACUGCUUUGUCUGGGAGGGAGCUUAACGUUAACAUUUACCGGCACACCAACGAACCGGUGAUUAAGAAAGCUGAUGACAAAGAGCCCGGUAUAGAGAUGCAAGUUGAGAAUUUGGAGCUCCCAGUUAAUCCCUCCAAUGUGGUCAGUGAAAGGAUUAGUAGUGUGUAAGAAAGAGCAGCACAGUCUUUUCCUACAGCGAAGCUACCAAUGUAGGAAAUUGCUCUAUAAUUCUUCUGUCGGUCAUAACUAAUGUAAAUAUUGCAGUCUGAAAAAAGUGUUUUUAUAUAUAGCUUUGCAAUCCUGUACUUUACAAUCAUGCUUACAAUGGUGAGAUUUAGAGUUCUAUAUUUACUGUUUAUAAGAGAUUGAGAAUAACUUAUUUUGAUUGUUUGAUGCAAAAAUGUUGAUUUUUUUCCCCUUCCUUCCUUCCUCCCACCUUCCCUCCCUCUCUUUCUUUCUCAUUCUCUCUCUCUCUUUUUCUUUUAUGCAUAAGGAAAUGUUGAUGUUCAUCUCAGGAGGCAUUUGCAGGAGACCAGAAUGAUGCACGUGACAGUGGUUAUAUUUCAACCACACCAAAAUUGAACAAAUUCGGUGAAAUCUUUUUUCCAGGUUAACAGUAAAUAUGCACUUUAAAAUCUUGCUCUGCUCAUCUACACACAUAAAUACAGUAAGAUAGGUUCUGCCUGCUGAUACUCUAUCACACCUAUUAGUGAGUUAAAGGCGGAACUUAGCCUUGUUGUCACAUGUAGGGGAAAUUUUGACAUUGUCACAAUGUUGUGGUGAUAUUUUACUGCAAUGUCUGUCCCCAAACAUAGUGGUAUUCUAACAUAGCAGCUAGUUAACCAGGACUACAGAAGUGGAAGGCUGAUACGAGAUAUAUACACCAAUAAUACCUUUUCACUUCUUAAGAACAAUAUUCAAAUUCUGAUUAUAAUGACAAGCAAACUGGAAUUAGUGUUUUCAUUCUGGUCCUUAGUAAAUACCUAAUUCCAUGAUUCACCUGGGAAACGAGAUCCCAGAGUUAUUUCCCAAUCCAGGAGUCAACAUCAAUUGGGUUUUGAUCUCAGAAUCCUGGAAAUUCGUGUGCUACACACAAAGUGAAAUUAGCAUGUGAGCCUUAUGAAAUUAUUUUCUUAAUUAUGGUACCUCUAUCUAUAGGACCUAAUUUAGCAGUCCAUUUUUGAGUAAAACUUGUGUUGGAAGUAUAGAUGAUCAAAACUUUGAAAGUUUUACUUGAUUAAGGACUACAGAACUGGGCCCUUAGAAUGUGAAAAAAAAAAAAAAGGUAAUUAAAAAGAAGCUUUUACUGAACUCUGGGAAAAACAGAAAUACAGAGUUUCCAUUUGGAUUUUAAAGAAAAUUUAUCUCAUUUUCAGAUCCUUCCAAACUCUCUAGUGCAGGGAAAGGCUGCGGCUAAUUUGUGAAAGUGGCAAGCUCUUUACUGUACUGCAAUUAUGUACCAGAAGUUUCAAUCUUUGUUAAAAUAUAGUGUUGUGUAAUAAGUGUUGGCCAUCGUUUCAUUCGUAGGCCUGCUGCUCUCUAAGAAUUCAGUACCAUUUUACUAGUUUGUUAACCGUGAAAGGUUUUCAAACAUUGCUAAAGUCAGACCAUUAAGUCUAUGCUGUGUGCAGAGUAUACACGUGUUCCCAGUAAUUGUAUUUCCAUGUGUGUCCAUUUCACACAACUGUGAAUCAAUUUCCGAAGAAUGCAUAAUGCUGUUCCUUACACCUGACAGUUACUUACGCAUCUUAGAGUGUGCCUCUCAGUAUCUUGAAAUUGGUGGAGGCAGAAUCUGAAUUUCUAAAAACCCCUGGUGUGUGUCCUCAACACACAGCAUAGAUAAAUCCAACAGUCUGCCACAAAGGCAGUGGGAGAGCUGCUGUAUUUGAGGAAACUCAUACAGUCCCUACGUGAUUUGCAACACUGCCAAAUGCCAGUCAAUUGCUUGAGCAUGCCCAAAUAUAACAUGAAAGUAAAGUCUACCUGCCUAUUAGCUCAGAUGAACUGCAUGUUAAAACAAUUAUGUGAAAUUGAAUGAAAUGAUCUAAUUCUUAGCGAAAUGAAAAUGUCUGAAGAAACACAGCAUGCACUGAGCAUGCCUUCUGCGCAUACAGAUGGCAUCCUGCAUGUAUGCCAUGUAUGUUGCAUAAAUCCAUCGAUUUGUAUUAAUGUAAGGCAGAGUAGGUGAUCUAAGAAGGACUGAAAUCCUUCAGCAGUCUUUAAAAAGACCAUGCAUUCAGAUCUGAAGAAUUGUGAGUAUUAGAGAAAACUGGAAACAUCUGAUUUCUUUUCUGAAGUAUCAGGGCAAGCUCAUAGCACAUGUUUUACAAAGAAAUAAAAUAUAAACCACAGAUUUUCAAAAGCACUAGCAAUAAGUUGAAUGAUAAUAGCUUAUAGCACAUUUGUUAAUAAUUCUUAUGUCAUCAGUAGUAGUACUUAAUAGUACCCAACACAGUAAUUUUCCUCAAAUUGUGUGCUAUUCGUAAGUUCUGUGCAGUUUGGUAUGAAACAAGUAUCUCAUUUGGAUAUCAAUCUUACAGUUCAAUGUUAAAUCUACAAACUUUUAUAAAUGUUUUAAAGUCCAUGUGACAAGUGUAAAUGUGGUGAAUUUAUUGUCAAAUAAAUCAUUUUGAUGUACUAUUAUAUAUGUAUAUCUGUUUAAGACACGUGCAACAGACUGCCUUAUAUUAUUUCCUGUAAAUCUUCCUUCAUCAAGUGGUACUUUUGUGAGCGGUUGCAAAGUGUUGUCUUAUUCCCGGUUCCUGUAUGUUAUCCAUUCCAGAUUUUUGUGAUACUUCCUAUUAAUUUAUUAAAUUUAUUAAAUGUUG
Camelus dromedarius (Arabian camel) is the source of this 4783-nucleotide messenger RNA. It is a transcript of the gene HTR2C, whose product is annotated as 5-hydroxytryptamine receptor 2C. The transcript is spliced from 6 exons. The record is from RefSeq and is a predicted model, not a curated record. Gene Ontology annotation, biological process: phospholipase C-activating G protein-coupled receptor signaling pathway; locomotory behavior; chemical synaptic transmission. Lineage: Eukaryota; Metazoa; Chordata; Mammalia; Artiodactyla; Camelidae. Gene Ontology annotation, molecular function: neurotransmitter receptor activity; G protein-coupled serotonin receptor activity. Bases 747 to 2123 code for a protein of 458 amino acids. Gene Ontology annotation, cellular component: plasma membrane; dendrite.